AUGGAAAAGCAAAACAAAGAAAGUAAACUUGAGACAAUCUCCUCUAAUGAAUAGUAAGAGCAUGAAAGAACUUCAUUAAUCUCAAAUUCAGAUAUUGGAGAAAAUUACAGAGCGAUUACAGAAACAUCUUAUUUCUCUACUCGCCAUUUAACUAAUGAGGAUAAGCUUUUGCGAACUUCUACUCACUACUAUUCUCUAUUGAACAUUUUCAAAGGAUAUAUAGGUAUCUCAUUCUUAGCCAUACCUCAAGGCUUUGCUUAGGUAGGAUUAUACGGAGCCACAAUCGAACUUAUCUUAAUCAUGAUACUUAAUCUUUAUUCUGUUUAUCUGCUUGUUAAAGCAAGGAACAAGUAUAAGAGACAACCAAUAAGAAAUAUUUGCGAUCUCUGUGAAUAAAUUUUUGGGCCAAGGGCAAAAAAUGCAGCAAACAUACUUCUAAUAAUAACAGAGAUUUAAUUCUGUGUAAGUUAUACAAUCUAUUUUGGAGAGUAACUUGAUUAAUUGUUUUGCUAAAUUCUGCCUAUAACUUCUUGCGGUAAAAAGUACUUGUACCGUCUAUUAUUUUCAAUCGCUAUAUUACCCCUAAUGUAUAUGAAAUAGCUCAGGAAGAUAGCAGUAUUUUCAUUUUUUUCAAAUGUAGCAACUAUUGUGGCAAUUAUUUUGAUUAUUUUAGUAGAAAUAAACAUUAUUUAAAACUAGCCACCUUAAACUGUUUAAUACGAGAACUUAAAGAUUAUCGAUAUUUGGCAAAUGCCUAUUUAUUUUGGUGUAGCAAUGUGUCUCUAUGAAGGAAAUGGACUAAUUUUAAAUCUUUACUCUGAAGUAGACAAGCCCCAUAAAUUUAUGAAUCAAAUUAGCUUGGUUCUGUCUUUGCUUACAGGCCUAGGAAUUAUAGUAGGCGCUUUAUCAUAUAUGGCUUUUGGAGGUAAAAUUGAAUCAAUUAUUCUUCAAAACUUGCCAAAUAAUGCUAUUGGAAUAUCGAUAAAGCUGAUGUAUAUGAUAACAAUUACUGGUAUCUAUGUAUUAGUUAUUUACCCAGUCUUCUAAAUAAUGGAAGAUGAUCAUAAGUAUAAAAACAUUGCACGAAUUGGAGAAAAUACCAAAUUCUUUUUGUUUAGAACCUUGAUUAUUGCCCUUAUUCUUGGCUUCAGUAUGCUUAUUCCUAAUAUCACUGUUAUGUUGUCUAUUGUUGGAAGUAUAAGUGGCACUCUUAUUUCAGUAAUUGUGCCAGCAGUGAUGUAUAAUACAGCCUAUAAAGAUUCAGAGAAGAAGUCAUUCAGAAGAAAGAUGAAUGUUAUAUUCAUGAUAAUCGGAUCAGUAUUUGGGACUAUAGGUUUUUACGAAAGUAUUAGAGCUAUUAUAUUUCCAAAAGAUGAAUGA
Molecule: messenger RNA, 1380 nt
Organism: Stylonychia lemnae
Lineage: Eukaryota; Ciliophora; Spirotrichea; Sporadotrichida; Oxytrichidae
Source: the annotation of a GenBank genome assembly